CUCAUGAACAAAACAAGGAUGUUAAUCUGAAUGAAUUGAAAACAAAAUAUUCGAGACUUAAUAAAUUAUCAAAUCAGCCUAAAUUGGUUGACAUUAUUGCGGCUAUACCUGAACAGUAUAAAAAUGCAUUGAUGGGAAAGCUGAAAGCUAAGCCUAUUAGGACUGCUAGUGGGAUUGCUGUUGUAGCUGUUAUGUGUGAUCCAGAUUCCGAUUUUGAAUAUUCAACGCAAUCAUAUACUGGUUAUGAAACAACAAGCAUGAGAGCUAUUAGAGCAAGAUAUGAUCCUCUAGAACAAGCCAGAGGGCGUGUUGAUCAAUUGAAAAGUUUGGGUCACAAUGUUGAUAAGGUUGAAUAUAUUAUGGUGAUGAUGAAGCUGCAAG
Messenger RNA from Racocetra persica, 381 nucleotides. The record is from the annotation of a GenBank genome assembly. NCBI's taxonomy places the organism in Eukaryota, Fungi, Glomeromycota, Glomeromycetes, Diversisporales, Gigasporaceae.